Molecule: messenger RNA, 666 nt
Organism: Orussus abietinus
Lineage: Eukaryota; Metazoa; Arthropoda; Insecta; Hymenoptera; Orussidae
Product: adenylate kinase isoenzyme 1-like
Exons: 3
Coding region: 1-666 (221 amino acids)
Biological process (GO): nucleoside triphosphate biosynthetic process
Cellular component (GO): cytosol; cytoplasm
Molecular function (GO): ATP binding; AMP kinase activity
Source: RefSeq, a predicted model, not a curated record
AUGGGGCCUUGUAUCAGUACACCGGAUACAGUAGGGAAUUCAAUACCGCGAAAUACAUCUCUCGAUGCAACAUGCUUCAAAGAUACGAAGGUUCCCAUCAUUUUCUUGAUUGGAGGUCCCGGAGCAGGGAAAGCUAAACAUUGCGCAAGAUUGGCGUCAAAAUAUGGAUUUACGCGAAUCUCGGCGGGCAAAUUAAUUCGCGACGAGGUGACGGAAGGAACCGAGCGCAGCCGCAUCAUUGGGGAUAUCAUCACGUGCGGAAAAUUGAUACCAGCGGACGUGAUGCUGGAAAUGAUAAAAAGAAAGAUGUUGGAAAACAGGGAAAGUCCGGGAUUCGUGCUGGACGGUUACCCCCGACAAACGAUUCAAGGGAAAAUGUUCGAGCAGGAGGUCGCCCCAGUGGAUUUGGUGAUCUACUUGGAAGUGAACGAGCGUAUCCUGAAAGACAGACUAUUGGGAAGGGCCGCGUCAUCGGGAAGGAUAGUCCAGGACAUGGAAGCGGUGAAGGGUCGGAUCCAGAUAUUCCGGAAGAAUGCCCCAAAAGUCCUGAAAUAUUACAAGUCGAAAUUGGUGACUAUCAAGGCAGAGUUCGACGCGGAGGACAUAUUCGAGCAGAUCUGCGAAGCGAUCGACAAAAUACCGGGAAAGACUAUCCCAGGAUCUUAG